AUGGCUGACUCCCGCCCUGCUCCUCUUCGCCUCGGCAGCAUCGCGCCCAACUUCCAGGCCGACACGACCAACGGCCCGAUCGACUUCCACGAAUUUGUCGGCGACAACUGGGUCGUCUUCUUCUCGCACCCCGAGGACUACACCCCCCUGAUCGGCCUCUCGGCCAACACGCUCGGCAGCCACGAGGGCUGGAUCAAGGACAUUGACGAGGUGACGGGCUCGUCCGUCAAGUUCCCCAUCAUCGCCGACAAGGAGCGCAAGGUCGCCCUCGCCUACGACAUGAUCGACCACCAGGACGCCACCAACGUCGACGAGAAGGGCACCGCCUUCACCAUCCGCUCCGUCUUCAUCAUCGACCCCAAGAAGACCAUCCGCACCAUCCUCUCCUACCCCGCCUCCACCGGCCGCAACUCGGCCGAGGUCCUUCGCAUCGUCGACUCGCUGCAGACCGGCGACAAGCACAAGAUCACCACCCCCAUCAACUGGGUCCCCGGUGACGACGUCAUUGUCCACCCCGCCGUCAAGAACGAGCAGGCCAAGGAGCUGUUCCCCGAGUUCCGCAUCGUCAAGCCCUACCUGCGCUUCACCCCUUUGCCCAAGGAGAAGGCGACCGUCGCGUAA
Molecule: messenger RNA, 621 nt
Organism: Verticillium dahliae VdLs.17
Lineage: Eukaryota; Fungi; Ascomycota; Sordariomycetes; Glomerellales; Plectosphaerellaceae
Product: 1-Cys peroxiredoxin B
Exons: 3
Coding region: 1-621 (206 amino acids)
Biological process (GO): cell redox homeostasis; cellular response to oxidative stress
Cellular component (GO): mitochondrion; cytosol
Molecular function (GO): peroxiredoxin activity
Source: RefSeq, a predicted model, not a curated record